Molecule: messenger RNA, 333 nt
Organism: Lodderomyces parapsilosis
Lineage: Eukaryota; Fungi; Ascomycota; Pichiomycetes; Serinales; Debaryomycetaceae
Gene: ECM15
Product: Ecm15p
Exons: 2
Coding region: 1-333 (110 amino acids)
Cellular component (GO): cytosol
Source: RefSeq, a predicted model, not a curated record
AUGACAGUCACCCUCCAUUGCUUAGCAGACGUCUGUCUCAUACCAAUUGGCACCAAUUCAGCAUCAGUUUCCGAUGAAGUAACAAUAAUCACCAAACUAGCUCAAGAAUCCUCCUUGCACACCACUUUACAUUCAGCAGGCACGACAAUUGCUGGUCCUUGGAACGAAGUGAUGGAUUUGAUUGGAUCUAUGCAUCAAGUAUUGCAUGAACGAGGUGUUGUUCGAAUUCAGAGUGACAUUAGAGUCGGCACUAGAACUGACAAGCAUCAAUCGCCUCAAGAUAAGAUUGAUGUUGUUGAAAAAAAGUUGAAAAAUGCAACAACUGCAGCAUAG